Molecule: messenger RNA, 1169 nt
Organism: Striga asiatica
Lineage: Eukaryota; Viridiplantae; Streptophyta; Magnoliopsida; Lamiales; Orobanchaceae
Source: the annotation of a GenBank genome assembly
CCCACCUAUCCAGCCGCUGGUUCCUAGGGCCCCAACCUAUCCAGCUGCUGGUUUCUAUCGGAGUGAUUGCUUGCUGGCCCCUCAAUUUCAUAUUGCCCCACCUAUCCAGUCGCUGGUUUCCACCGAAUUUCAAUCUCCCACAUUGCCACUUGUAGUUCUUAGUAUUAAUUGUUCCUCCAUUGCGCUCGGGGCUUCCUUGACCUCGUGUCUAAGGUGCCUCUUAACCAGGCCAAGAGGUCAUUGGCCCCUAAUCUACUUUCUUAGUUUCACCUUUCUCGUCUCAAAGUGCUGCCGGCCGGAUUUCUGAAAUCUGAUACAUUUGGAUAUGGCGGAUAACGAGGCGCAACCGCCUGUAAGGCUCAUGAACUUCGUCUCCGAAGACCAGUUGGAAGAAGCUCGGAGGACACGGGGAGCUCGAGUCGAAGACGGCACUGCCCAGCGGGAUAAGUCCCUUUACGAUGUCCGCAUCUUUCCUAUUCUUAAGGAAAAUAAAGAUAAGAAAGAUGCUGAAUUCAAUGAACGUUUCAAGCACAGGCCACCUAAAGCUCUUGAUGAAGAUGAGACCGAAUUUCUCGAUAGAUUAGAAAUGUCCAGGAGAGAGUACGAGCGACAGGUAGCAGAUGAAGAAGAGCAGCAACUGCGUAGUUUUCAGGCAGCAGUGGCAUCACAGUCUAACAUUGUACAUGAGCUAAAGGAGGCACCUUCAGUUCCAAAAACUCAGGACAAAAAUUCAGUAGUGAGAAGAAAGAAUACAGCAUCUCGCCCAUUAGGCUUGGUAAUCAAAGUGAAACCACAAGCGAAGAAAGCAAAAGUAGAGUUUUCAAGCAGACACGAGGCCCCCGGGGAAAGUGUGAAACAAGUCUCCCAGGAAAUGUCAAAUGUCCAUACGUCCAGGCCUGUAGCUAUUACUGGUUUGGUUUCAUAUAGUGAUGAAAGUGAGGAUGAUGUAUGACAUUUGUAACUUGUUUUGAUUUCCUAAUUUAUAAUUGGUGAUUUUGAGAUAUUAUAUUACAUGCACGCACUGAUGAGAUUGUUAUGAAUAUGUGCGAUUGGUUUUAUUAUUGUUUUGAAGCGUGUAUACAUAUACAGGCACUUGCUCAAUUAUUGUUAUGAAAAAGUGAUUAAAGGUGUGGACAUGUGAAGGGCGAGGAAAGAAGCAUAAAAACCAU